AUGGAGGUAGAGGGCACUCAGGGAGGGGAGGAGGUCUCGAGGGACCCCUCCGUCGACCUUCUUCUAGGUCAAUACGCCUUGAAGUUCCGAGACACAGUCGAGGAUCUUCCUGGCGAUCUCGAGGUAUUGACCACCUCCAUUAAGAAGAGCAAGGUGGCCUACUCUCGCCCUGGUCCACCUCCGCCGAUCAACCGCGCUACCAAACCCAAGCCCCGUCCAACAACGUGGGCAGGGAUUGCACGACAGGCUGCUCCGAUGCCUCCCCCGCCUCCUGGCUUGGGACCGCAGCGCCGCGGGCCCUCUCCUCCUCCCCCCGCAUUCCCAAUGGGCCCAAUGAAGACUUCUCCUCAUCGGUCUGUUCCUUCUUUCACUUCCGAGGGCCCCACCUGGAAGCAGGUUCUCGUGUCAUUCGGGGGUACCCCUCCCGAUCUCACGAAGUUCUUCACCGAGUCGGCUGUUCGUGCAGCCAACGGAUAUCUCAGGGAUGGGCGAAACAGAUUUGAUAUUCUAUUUUUCCAAGAAACGCCUUGGAAUUUCAUAAGACAUGCACCGUCUACCACAAGUAUGGAGGGCAAUGAGGUUAUCGGCGCACCAAAGCAUCCUGAAUGGCUGCAAAUGGUGCGCAUUAAGGAAGGGGAAGUUCCCCACGUGAUCGCCUAUGUUUCGACUAGGCUCUCCCGCUAUCGUCCCGCUAUGCGCCGUGACAUCGUCGACCAUCGCGACAUCCUCGUCCUCUCCCUCUUCAGCGGGGGUGAGGUUCUUAACUUAAUGAACAUCUAUUCCGACGAUCAACACACAGCCAUUGAGUACCUCGCUGCUCGUGUGCAUUCUUUACCACCUUUCAUUUAUAUGGCUGGUGACUUCAACUGCGUGUCAACGACUUGGGAUGACUAUGAGCAUGGCGAGUCGUCGACGGCAAUAUCCCUGUGGGACACCGCAUCUCAGAUCGGCCUCGAGUGGGCAUGA
Cyclocybe aegerita is the source of this 966-nucleotide messenger RNA. The record is from the annotation of a GenBank genome assembly. NCBI's taxonomy places the organism in Eukaryota, Fungi, Basidiomycota, Agaricomycetes, Agaricales, Hemipholiotaceae.